Drosophila montana is the source of this 3118-nucleotide messenger RNA. It is a transcript of the gene Pp4-19C, whose product is annotated as protein phosphatase 19C. Lineage: Eukaryota; Metazoa; Arthropoda; Insecta; Diptera; Drosophilidae. The record is from RefSeq and is a predicted model, not a curated record. Gene Ontology annotation, biological process: double-strand break repair via homologous recombination. Gene Ontology annotation, cellular component: nucleus; cytoplasm. The coding region runs from base 259 to 1182 and encodes 307 amino acids. The transcript has 3 exons. Gene Ontology annotation, molecular function: protein serine/threonine phosphatase activity.
AUCGAUUGGUUAUCGUUUGGCCGCCACAAACUACCAUAAAGACGUCAAGCGUAUCAUGGUUCAUUUUAUUGUCGUGAGCGUGAGUGCAAGUGCUUUAAUAAAACAAAAGAUUUAAAGAAAUUGCCGUAUUUAAUUUGGGCCUGGCAAACGCGCGAACAUUUGCGCAGGGCGUUCAGUGUGGAAACAACACUCCCCGGCCGCCGACUAUCCCCGUGACGCUGCAACUAUUGUGUUUUUGUUGUCGUCUUCCCGGCAGCCAUGUCCGACUACAGCGACUUGGACCGCCAGAUCGAGCAGCUAAAGCGCUGCGAGAUAAUUAAGGAGAACGAGGUGAAGGGCCUGUGCGCCAAGGCGCGCGAAAUACUCGUCGAGGAGGGCAACGUGCAGCGCGUCGAUUCGCCGGUGACCGUCUGCGGCGACAUCCAUGGCCAGUUCUAUGAUCUGAAGGAGCUGUUCAAGGUGGGCGGCGAUGUGCCCGAGAAGAACUAUCUGUUUAUGGGCGAUUUUGUGGAUCGCGGCUAUUACAGCGUUGAGACAUUCCUGCUGCUGCUGGCGCUCAAGGUGCGCUAUCCGGAUCGCAUUACGCUGAUACGGGGCAAUCACGAAUCUCGCCAAAUCACACAGGUGUACGGCUUCUAUGAUGAGUGCCUGCGCAAGUACGGCUCGACGGCCGUCUGGCGCUAUUGUACCGAAAUAUUUGACUACCUCAGCCUCUCGGCCAUUAUCGAUGGCAAGAUAUUUUGCGUGCACGGCGGUCUGUCGCCCUCCAUACAGUAUUUGGACCAGAUAAGGAGCAUCGAUCGCAAGCAGGAGGUGCCGCACGAUGGGCCCAUGUGCGAUCUGCUGUGGAGCGAUCCCGAGGAUCAGACCGGCUGGGGUGUAUCGCCGCGCGGCGCCGGCUAUCUAUUUGGCUCCGAUGUCGUCUCACAGUUCAAUCGGACCAACGACAUCGACAUGAUCUGUCGCGCCCAUCAGCUGGUCAUGGAGGGCUUCAAGUGGCAUUUCAACGAAACCGUGCUGACCGUCUGGUCAGCGCCCAACUAUUGUUAUCGCUGCGGCAAUGUGGCUGCCAUUUUGGAGCUGAACGAGUACCUGCAUCGCGACUUUGUCAUCUUCGAGGCGGCCCCGCAGGAGAGUCGCGGCAUACCCUCGAAGAAACCACAGGCCGACUAUUUCCUCUAAAAAUGGGGAUGCGCGCAGCCAACACGAAACCAAGACAAACGGCACGCUCCGCACGGAUGACCUGAUCGGACACUCACCCGGAGCGCUGCAUCAUUGAUAACUGCCUGCCUGCCUCAAGCAACAAGAAAUUAAUCAAUUAUAUACAACUUGGAACCCUUAACAUUUAAGGCCUCAGCGACACAGACACACCCACAAUCCACAUAAAGUACCCAGCCCCAGGAUUCCGAAAAGAGUUUCAACAUCCCUGCACACUCAUUUUUAUUCUCAUAGCGAUUCAACCCAAUCCAAUCCAUUUUCCAAUUACUUUCUAAGCAUAUAUGCACAUAUAUAUAUAUAUAUAGAUAAUUAAGACGUUUUUUUUUUUCUUCUCUUAUUUUAAAUUCAAAUUUCAUAUAUUUUUUAUUGCUCAUUUUGUCGUGUGUCUUUUGUACUCUGUCUAGCUGUCUAGCUGAUUAGCUGAUUUACUAUUAGAUCUAGAGCGCUGCACGCAACCGAAUCCCGGCCCCUCCCCAGCCCAUUAAGGGGGGCGUGGGCGUGGCUUCUGUGCAUAGUGCAGUCAUUAGACAUAAGCCCUAACAUAUAGUCCAUAAGCAAUAAUAAUUAUAGUUCUCGAGUCAGUUUCAGGCAAAAAACAAAAAAAAACAAAAAAAUAAAAAUCCCUCUCGUCCAACGUAUGCAAAUGGAAACCGAAAUAAUAAAAACAAUAACAAAUGCAUUGUAAUAAUAAUAAUUAUAAGCAAUUAAGCAGCAAACCCAACAGCGUGUGAGGGAAUAUGUUUAUUCACGUUUUUGCACGCCACACACACAUAUAUAUAUAUAUAUAUAUCUAUAUAUAUUUAUGAAGCAUAUUUAAAAAUAGAAUUUGUAAGCUAGCGCGUAUUUAAAAUCUAAACGCAUUUUUUCUUCUCGCACUCCGCCAAAGGAGCAGCAGGAGACUUGGCAGCUUGGCUUCUUAACUCGGUGGACCAUGUCAACUAGCUCUCUCAGAGUCCUUGAUAGCCCAUGUCGGGCAGUUAGCUAAGAUAGAGUUCCUCUAAAGUUUAGGUCGGGCCUGCUUAUAGUCUUAAGAGUCAGCAGCUCAAUCGAGCAGACUAUAUAUCUGUGUAUCUAUAAGACUUAUCCGAUCCCAUAGAGGAUAUAUAUACGUAUUCUUGUUAAGCAUAGAGGAUACAUAUACAUAGAGGAUAUAUAUAAGUAUAGAUGAUACAUAUACAUAGAGGAUAUAUAUACAUAGAGGAUAUAUAUACGUAUAGAUGAUGAUAUAUAUUCAUGGACGAUAUAUAUACACAGAGGAUAUAUAUAUUCAUGGAGGAUAUAUAUACAGAGAGGAUAUAUAUACACAAGGGAUAUAUUCAUGGAGGAUAUAUAUACAGAGAGGAUAUAUAUACAUAGAGGAUAUAUGUACAAAACGGAUAUAUAUAUUCAUUAAGGAUAUAUAUAUGAACAUCUUGUCGCUUUCUAUGUUUAAAGCUUUUACGAUUUAAAGCGAUCUUGCUGAAAUCUGGCAUAGAUCCGUCCUUUUGUUGCAGGCAGUUGUUUGUGCUUAUGUCGGAGUAGGGCGGAUCGGCCUACUAUAUCAUAUAGCCAAAGUGUAAUAUAUUUUUUGUAACUCCUAAGGGAACAAUUUGUCGGUAUUGUCAGAUUAUUCAAACUUCCCACUUAGUUCUACUUUCUUGUUAAUAACUAAGCUGUUUUCUGACGCUCUGAGCAGGGUAUUUGCGCAGUCGGUUGCAAUCGGCUGCUAUCGCCACUUGUGCCACGCCCCUAAAACAAUUCCAGAUGUGUUCUGCAGUUGGCGCAGUUUAUUCGCAUGCACUUAGGAACUAGACGCAUAUAUUAAAAUAAUAAUAAAAAAAAAAAUUAAAGACAAUUACGGAUCACAUAUAUCAAGGGUCGCUUGCAACAUUCCUGCCGCAAGGGGUUUGUCCUUUAGUGC